AUCGCCCCCACCCUUCCCAAUGUGAGCGAGUGUAACCUAGGUCCGCCGCCGUCGAGAGAGAGAGGGCACCUUGCCGGCGGCACAACCAUCUCCUCCUCGAUCCAUCCCACUAUCCUUGCCUCCAUGCCACUAGCUCCUCACCUCCCUGUUUUGAUGCUCUGUGUAGGUCGAAGGGGAGAGGAAGACGAGAGGCGGAUGCGUUUCCAUAUGUCAAAGGCGGUCCAGGAGCAAAGUCAGCUGUCGUGGACGAAGGAGUCGUCAUGGCUAAGGCAACCCAUGACGAGCCGUCGAGGUGUGGUGCCGGGAUGUACAGGGACGUCGUCGUGGGGACCGUUCAAAAGAUGAGCGUCGAGUCCGGCGUUCCGGUGCAUCUAGCCAUGACCGACUGGAGAUCCUCGGUGGCCGCGCGUGUGUGGUCUUCGUCACUGCUGACUUCCCGGCGCACCUCUGGUCUUUUGAGCAACGUCGCCUCGGGUAUCUCAGGCGUAGUGGAGCGGACGUACGUGCCAGCGGCUGGCUCCCGAUGGAAAGGUUGCAAGGUUAAGUCAUUCUGGGUACCCAAUUUCUAUAGCCAUAAUUAUGGGCUAAUUUCUGCUGCAUGUUGUUGAUUGGAAUAAAAGAUGUACGAGGAUUCAUUAACGGCAUGGAUUAGGGUAAUUGUUUAUUUA
Molecule: messenger RNA, 668 nt
Organism: Triticum aestivum (bread wheat)
Lineage: Eukaryota; Viridiplantae; Streptophyta; Magnoliopsida; Poales; Poaceae
Exons: 2
Coding region: 261-608 (115 amino acids)
Source: RefSeq, a predicted model, not a curated record